Raphanus sativus (radish) is the source of this 4397-nucleotide messenger RNA. RefSeq names its product disease resistance-like protein DSC2. NCBI's taxonomy places the organism in Eukaryota, Viridiplantae, Streptophyta, Magnoliopsida, Brassicales, Brassicaceae. Gene Ontology annotation, biological process: signal transduction; defense response. The record is from RefSeq and is a predicted model, not a curated record. The transcript is spliced from 5 exons. Bases 248 to 3670 code for a protein of 1140 amino acids. Gene Ontology annotation, molecular function: ADP binding; ATP hydrolysis activity.
UCUGCGAGCUUGUUUAUAAAAAAAUAUUCGAACGAUAUUAGUCAUGUUCUAUUAUGUUAUAUUACUUUAAAGCUUCAUUCAAAAUCAUCUUUUUCCAUAUUUUUCUAAAUCGACACAAUCAUUCAAGCUUCCACUAUGCAAAUAAUUUAUAUUUCUUGACUUGACUUAUCAAUUUACGCAUCUUUACUAAAGUUAUUUCUUCUUCAGAUCUGAAAGCUUAGUGAUCCUUUUCUUCGGACUGUUAUUCAUGGCUUCUUCAUCAUCUCUAUCUCGCAGUUGGUUGUAUCACGUUUUCCUGAGCUUCCGUGGAGUUGACGUGCGCAAAAGCUUUCUUAGUCACGUUCGCAAAGGGCUCGAAAGCAAGGGAAUCAUAGCUUUCGUUGAUGACGAGAUCAAGCGAGGCGAAUCUGUCGGUCCUGUGCUUGUAGGAGCGAUCAGACAAUCAAGGGUUGCUGUUAUUUUGCUCUCUCCUAACUACUCUUCUUCAAGCUGGUGUCUUGACGAGUUGGUGGAAAUCAUGAAGUGCAGAGAAGAGUAUCAACAAACAGUGAUGACCAUUUUCUACCAAGUGGAUCCAUCAGACGUUAGGAAGCAGACCGGAGAUUUUGGGAAAGCCUUUGAGGAAACCUGUGUGGGAAAAACAGAAGAGGUGAAGCAGGCAUGGAGGCAAGCUUUAAAGGAUGUGGCGGGUAUAGCUGGUUACCACUCUAGCAACUGUGAUAAUGAAGCUGAAAUGAUCAACAAAGUUGCCUCAGAUGUUACGGCUGUGUUGGGUUUUACACCGUCAAAAGACUUCGAUGACUUUAUUGGCAUAGGAGCUCGUAUCAGGAAGAUAAAAUCUAAGUUGAUCCUACAAUCAGAAGAAGUUAAAGUGAUUGGGGUUGUGGGUCCUCCAGGGAUUGGUAAGACGACCAUUGCAAGAGUUUUAUACAACCAACUCUCCCCUGGUUUUCCAUUCAGCACGUUUUUGGAGAAUAUAAGAGGAAGUUAUGAGAAGCCUUGUGGUAAUGACUAUCAGGUCAAGUUGUGUUUGCAAAAAAAAUUGUUGUCCCAGAUAUUCAACCAAAAGGAUAUUGAGGUUCUUCACUUAGGAGUGGCCCCUGAAAUGCUGAGUGACAAAAAACUGUUGGUUGUUCUUGAUGAAGUGGAUAGCUGGUGGCAACUAGAGGCAACUGCAAACCAGCGUUUUGGUCCCGGAAGUAUAAUUAUCAUUACAACCGAAGAUAGAAAACUUCUCAAGGCACUUGGACUCGGGAGCGAUCAUAUUUACAAGAUGAAACUUCCAACUACAACUGAGUCCUUUCGGAUCUUCUGCCAAUAUGCGUUCGGUAAAAAGUCUCCAGAUACUGGUUUUGAAAGCCUUGCUUGGGAAGUUACUGGACUUUCUGGUUCUCUCCCUCUAGGCCUGAGAGUCAUGGGAUCUUAUCUACGAGGAAUGUCCAGGGACUACUGGAUAGAGGCACUACCAAGGCUCAGGUCUAGCCUUGACACAGAAAUUGAAUCGAUUCUAAGAUUUAGCUACAACAGCCUAAGUGAUAAAGAUAAAGCUCUUUUCCUGCAUAUUGCAUGUUUCUUUUCGUGUUUCCGUUGUGGGGUUGAUAGCAUUAAGAGUUGUCUUGAAAAAAGUGGGUUGGACGUCAACCAUGGGCUUCAAGUCUUAGCUCAUAAAUCUCUUAUAUCUAUAGAGAACGGAUACGUAGAGAUGCAUUGUUUACUGCAACAAUUGGGUAGAGAAAUUGUCAAGAAAGAGUCUUUAGAGUAUCCUGGAGAUCGAAAAUUCUUGAUGGACACCAAGGAGAUUUCUGUUGUACUUGAAGAAGAUACUGGUACUGGAAAAGUUCUAGGCGUAAAGUUGGAUACUUCAGAGAGCAAGGAAAUCCAAAUAAGUAAAAGUGCUUUCCAAGGGAUGAAAAAUCUCCAGUUUCUACAUGUCACCUCUUAUACCUUAUGCAUACCUGAAGGCCUCAACUGUCUUCCCGACAAACUCAAAUUUAUACAUUGGAAGUACUGUCCAUUGAGAUUUUGGCCUUCCAAGUUCUCUGGAAAGUUUCUUGUUGAACUAAUCAUGCAAAAUAGCAAUUUUGAGAAGCUUUGGGAGGGAAUCAAACCUCUCCAUUGCCUCAAGCGGAUGGAUUUGAGUUACUCCGAGUCUCUGACAAAGAUUCCAGAUCUCUCAGAAGCAACGAGUCUUGAGGAAUUAGAUCUCCGUUACUGCAUAAGUUUGUUAGAGCUCACAAGCUCUAUUGGCAAUGCCACUAAGCUUACAAUCUUCUACCUUAGGGGUUGUUUUCUUUUGAAGGAACUCCCCUCAUCGUUAAUCAAUCUCGAGAAAUUAGAUCUGAGAGAUACUGCGAUAGAGAAAAUGCCAUCGUCAUUCAGCACUUGGUCUUGGCUUUAUCGAUUGGAUAUUACAGGGUGUACAAACAUCAAAGACUUCCCAGAUGUUCCUGACAGCAUUGUAGAGUUGGUGUUGUCUUGUACAGGGAUAGAGGAGGUUCCUCCAUUGAUUGGGAAUCUAUUUCGUCUGCGUAAACUAUUUAUGUAUGGAUGCGCCAUGCUGAAAACUAUAUCUCCAAACAUUUCUAAGCUGGAGAAUCUUGAGUUUCUUGCUCUGUGUAACUUUUGUGAGACUGAGAGUGAUUAUGAAAGGUUAUAUAUAUCUUAUCAGCAUUAUAAGCCUAACUUAUUUGAAGCAGUUAUUUACUGGGAUUCUCACUUUGAGCGCACCUGGAAAUUACAAUCAGACUUCAACGUUCACUACAUUUUUCCGAUAUGUCUACCGGAGAAGGCUCUCUCCUCUCCAAUAUCAUUACUUCUCAGAGGUGAUAGUUUGGAAACUCUUCCAGAUUGCAUCAGAAGUCUAUCGCAACUAAUUAGGUUUACCGUCAGCGCAUGCGAAAACCUCGUAGCACUUCCACCGCUUCCAGGUUCCCUUCUAUCUAUGGAUGCAGGAGGUUGUGACUCCUUGGAGAGAAUAGACUCUUCUUUUCAAAAUCCAAAUGCUUUCCUAUACUUUAAUGACUGCUUAAACCUGAAUCGAGAAGCAAGAAAUAUCAUCCAUACAUCAGCUUGCAAGUAUGCGUUCUUACCGGGUGAAGAAGUGCCUGCACACUUCACUCACCGAGCUAGUUCAGGUACCCUAAAGAUCAAUUUGACUUCAGCACCUCUUCCUUCCUCCUUCAGAUUCAGAGCUUGCAUAUUGCUGUCAAAAGGUGAAUUGAAUGACAACUCAUUGAUGGAUGUAUCUUUUCGGGUCGGGAGUAAACAGAAUGGCUUCAUAGUCAGGCGUGGAUCAUCCAAAGGCCCUAUUCCAACUCUACGUGGAUAUGAAGGGCAUCUGUAUGUUUUUGAGGAUUCUUUCUCUCUAAACGAGGAAUUCCCCGAAGCCGAAGAAACCACUUUCAGCGAGGUUACUUUUGUGUUCAGAAUCCGUAAUAAAACCUGGAAGGUCAAAGGCUGCGGUGUACGAAUUUUGGAGGCACCUCAUUAUAUUAUUGACGGAAAUGCAGAGGAUGAUGUUGAUCAUGGUGAUGAUGUUGUUGAUAAUGACAAUGAUGGUGACAAAGAUGAAAGUGCUGAUGAAGGUGAAGGUUCCAUAAGACAAAGGUUUUGUUUCAAUUAUAGGAAGAAGAAAGGGAAAUCAACUACAAACAGAGUAUUAAAAGACUGACUUUGGUCUAGAGUCUUUGGAGUUAAGAGAAGCAGCUCAAGUAUAAAUUAGACGAUGUCUUGAAUAGCAAUCGUUUGGUUAAGGCUAGCCAUUCUCAAUACCUGGAUGUACCUAAGUGGGUGAACAGAAUGGCCUCAUUGUCUCAUAUGGAUCAAACCAGCAGGAUAUGCCUUAUCUAUAUGGAUGUAAGUACUGUCUGUAUACAUUCAUAUAUUCUUUCUUUCUAAACUAUGAUUACCCUGAAGCCGAAGAAGCCACUUUCAGCAAGCUUGUGUUUCAGUUGGAAGUCUGUAAUAAAAAAUGGAAGAAAAGGCAGAAAAAUGGUGGAGGUGACGAAGAUGAGAGUGGUGAUGAUGGUGAACGUGCUGAGGAUGAAGAUGCUGAAGGUGGUGAUGGUGAUAAUGAUGACGUUGAGUGAACCUGUAGUCAUAGCUUCUGGCCAGGUGAUGUAGCGGAAGCUUUAAAGAUAGAACUAGAGAUCCGUUGAUUCUUGGAAUACCCGGAAAACUAGGAUAAUCACAAAGAUCUUAUUUAGUCUAAGAAUGCCUAAGAUCAAUGUCUUCUUAAAUUCGUUGAGAUCACCAAUGAUCUACCGAAAACAAGGAACAACAAAGAGAGAACUCUCAAUUUUAUUAAUCAAUCAAAAACUGAAUACAAUGUUAAGCCUAGACGGCUAUAUAUAAGAAAGCCAUAAAACCCUAAAACAUUAAGAUAAUUAUCUAAAAUA